AUGGUGGUGGCCCAGUUUUGCCAUUACUCGUCGUCCUGGGUGCCAUUAGAUGCUAAGUUCCUGGACAGCCAGGACCCUCUAUGCCCUUCUCACUUUUUGCCCAUCCUCAUAGGAACAGGGAACUUUGGGGGCUCCAACUUACAAGGCUUGUUAAUGUUCUCAGCCCUGAACCCCUUGGACUUUGGUCCUCGGGAUUUUCUCCGCAAGGAACUUCACCACCCUGGGCCACAGAACUGCAUGCCUAACCCUCUACUGCUGCUCUUGCUAUGGGCGUGUGGCAGCCCCUGCAAGGGUCAAGAACACCAGAUCACUCCAUCAGAACUUGGGUCCUCAGCUGAGACCAAGCUGAAAACUUCUGUGCAUAGAAUUCAUUUUGGAGAAAACCCUUGUGAAUGCAAUGUCUGUGGGAAAGGUUUCCAUCAUAGGUCAAAACUUAACAUACAUUGGAGGGCACAUACUAGAAAAAAUCCUUAUCAAUGCAAUGACUGUGGGAAAAUGUUUAUUAAUGACUCAAAACUAAUUUUACAUCAGAGGAUUCAUACUGGUGAGAAGCCUUUUAAAUGUAAUGAUUGUGGGAAAUUCUUCAGUCAUAGGUCAAAACUUAUUAUACACCAGAGAAUUCAUACUGGUGAGAAACCUUUUAAAUGUCAUGAUUGUGGCAAGGCCUUUAAUCAGAAUUCCAACCUCCUUCAACACCAGAGAAUUCAUACUGGUGAGAAGCCAUUUAAAUGUGAUGAUUGUGGGAAGGCCUUUAAUAGGAAUUCCAAACUCCUUCAACAUCAGAGGAUUCAUACUGGUGAGAAGCCUUUUAAAUGUAAUGAUUGUGGGAAGACCUUUAAUCAGAAUUCCCACCUCUCUGUUCACCAAAGAUUUCAUACUAGUGAGAGGCCAUUUCAAUGUAAUGAUUGUGGGAAAGCCUUUAAUCGGAGUUCCCACCUCCUUCAACACCAGAGAAUUCAUACUGGUGAGAAGCCAUUUCAAUGUCAUGAUUGUGGGAAGGCCUUUAAUCAGAAUUCCAACCUCUCUGUUCACCAAAGAAUUCAUACUGGUGAGAAGCCAUUUCAAUGUCAUGAUUGUGGGAAGGCCUUUAAUCGGAGUUCCAACCUCCUUAAAUACCAGAGAAUUCAUACUGGUGAGAAGCCAUUUAAAUGUAAUGAUUGUGGGAAGGCCUUUAAUCAGAAUUCCCACCUCCUUCAGCACCAGAGAAUUCAUACUGGUGAGAAGCCAUUUCAAUGUCAUGAUUGUGGGAAGGCCUUUAAUCGGAAUUCCCACCUCCUUCAGCACCAGAGAAUUCAUACUGGUGAGAAGCCAUUUCAAUGUCAUGAUUGUGGGAAGGCCUUUAAUCAGAGUUCCCACCUCCUUCAACAUCAGAGAAUUCAUACUGGUGAGAAGCCAUUUAAAUGUAAUGAUUGUGGGAAGGCCUUUAAUCAGAAUUCCCACCUCUUUCAGCACCAGAGAAUUCAUACUGGUGAGAAGCCAUUUCAAUGUAAUGAUUGUGGGAAGGCUUUUAAUCGGAAUUCCCACCUCCUUCAGCACCAGAGAAUUCAUACUGGUGAGAAGCCAUUUCAAUGUCAUGAUUGUGGGAAGGCCUUUAAUCAGAGUUCCCACCUCCUUCAACAUCAGAGAUUUCAUACUGGUGAGAAGCCAUUUAAAUGUAGUGAUUGUGGGAUGGCCUUUAAUCAGAGUUCGACUCUCCUUACACACCAGAGAAUUCAUACUGGUGAGAAGCCAUUUAAAUGUAAUGAUUGUGGGAAGGUCUUUAAUCAGAGUUCAAAUUUAAUUGUCCAUCAGGAAUUCAUACUGGAAAGCUUAUUAAAAAAUCAUGAAUGUGGUAAAGAUUUCAAUAACAGAACAAACUUCCUGGUACAUCAGAGAAUUCACACUGGUGAGGAACGUUAUAAAUGUGAAGGCUGUGAGAAAGUCCUCAGUUUUUAG
This is a messenger RNA of Monodelphis domestica (gray short-tailed opossum), 1935 nucleotides long. The record is from RefSeq and is a predicted model, not a curated record. Lineage: Eukaryota; Metazoa; Chordata; Mammalia; Didelphimorphia; Didelphidae.